Saccostrea cuccullata (small rock oyster) is the source of this 1573-nucleotide messenger RNA. RefSeq lists its product as uncharacterized. The transcript has 12 exons. The record is from RefSeq and is a predicted model, not a curated record. Bases 1 to 1434 code for a protein of 477 amino acids. NCBI's taxonomy places the organism in Eukaryota, Metazoa, Mollusca, Bivalvia, Ostreida, Ostreidae.
AUGAUAGCAAUAAGAGGCGCGUUUGUUAAGCUCUCCGUUAUCCAAGUAUCGUCCCCUCUACAAAGACAAAUGAGCGGACUAAAUCCUCCUACAAGUUUUCCUUUUGUGCUCUUGCUUCUAGUUUGUGGUCUUGGGAACGUGUCAUCAAAUCGUUUAGUAUGGGAGGAAUGCACAGAUGAACUUGGCACUCGGGAGUGUUUACGAUACAAAGAUGAAGAUUGUGUUGGUGUAUACGAGACUUGGGCCAGGGCAAACUGCGCUCUGCGAUGUGGAUACUGUCCGAUAAAAAGGCUACCCUGUGUCGACAACAUUAACUACUGCAGUGAUUUCGGGGCAGAUGUGUGUCAUCAAGAUGUAUAUGGACAAUACAUGAGGGAAAACUGCAGAAAAACAUGUAACUUCUGUAGAGUUCCAACAGAGUACCUAGUCUCUACUUCCACCUGGACAGCUACACCAGAACAAACAACGACUUAUAACCCAGCUCAAGAAUGGUGUUCUGACAGAAGAUACUGUUGGCGCUAUCCUGCUGAGAAGUGUGUAGGUUUUUAUGAGAACUGGUUCAGAAAAAAUUGUCCAUACAGAUGUGGAUAUUGCCCAAAUCUUCUACCACCUUGUGAGGAUCUAGACCCAAGUUGUGAAGCUUACUCUUUAGAAGCCUGUACCAACCUAACAUACAGAGCCUACAUGAGAGAAAACUGCAGGAAAAGAUGCAACGAGUGUAAAUACCCAGGACAGAAUCUUGCGCCAAUCACACCGCCUUAUGGAGUCUAUACCACGACCACCGCGAGUGUGCUGUCAACAAGUAAAGUUAUGGCUGCAUCAACAAAGCCCGUUAUUAUUGUGCCAACACAAAGAUGGGGGCUUCCAAUCCUCAUCCCAAUAGUACCAGACUACGGCAAACCACAGGGGUUAGAGAGGGUCAACAAAACUGAACCUACAGUUAUGGCUGUACCAUCAACGCCCAUUGUUAUUGUGCCAACACAAAGAUGGGGGAAUUCAAAAAUCAUCCCAACAACGUCAGACAACAUUAAACCACAGGGAUUAGAGAGGGUCAACAUCAGUGAAGCUUCAGAUAUUGUCUCAGUGAUAGGAAAUUCCCACCUUUUGCAGACGAAUGAAGCUUUUAAUGUCAGUUGCAGAAUAACUGGACAUAAGCAGGGAUCUGCCGUUAACGAUACAUCUGUUGGAUGGCUAUUUAAUGGUCAAAGGAUUUCAUAUCUAAGAAUGGUUUCCAAUGCGAAUAAAUAUAAAUUGCAUGUAAAAACUACAAAUAUGUAUUUGGAGGUUGGCUUGGAAAUACCAGCUGUGACUGCAGAGGAUACUGGAAAUUAUACUUGCGUUUUGGGAGACAGAGCCAACAAGAAUCGUAUUCAAGAAAAGUCAUGGUACCUAGAUAUUAUUUGCAUGGACUGCAGCCAAACAAUAGUUGGAUAGAAUAUCUGUGUUAAUGUAUGUAACAGAAAUGUUUAAAAAGCCUGGAAGUGUCUUGUGCAAAACACGUCGAACAUUUUGGAGUACAUUUAUCAAUUUGACACAGAUUGUUAACUAUUCAAGAUGUAAGAAAGAAUAAAAA